AUGGGGCCCUUGAAGAAUCCAUCCAAAGGCGGUGCAAAGUAUGCCCUGACGUUCGUGGAUGACUACUCGCGCUACUUUGUGGUCUAUUUAUUGAAAGGGAAGAGCGAGGUGGCCGUCAAGCUAAGAGAGUUCAAGACGGUCUAUGAGAAACAAUAG
Messenger RNA from Peronospora matthiolae, 156 nucleotides. Lineage: Eukaryota; Oomycota; Peronosporomycetes; Peronosporales; Peronosporaceae. The record is from the annotation of a GenBank genome assembly.